AUGUUAAGAUCAAUUCGUUCAUUUUCAUCAACUUCUAAAAUGUUAAAAACAUUAAAAAUAGGUUUAAUCCCUGGUGAUGGUAUUGGUAAAGAAGUUAUACCUGCUGGUAAACAAAUUUUAGAAAAUUUACCAUCAAGUUAUAAUUUAGAUUUUGAAUUUGUAAAUUUAGAUGCUGGUUUUGAAUUAUUUAAAAAAACAGGUACUGCAUUGCCUGAUAAAACUGUUGAAGUUUUAAAAAAUGAAUGUGAUGGUGCUUUAUUUGGUGCUGUUUCUUCACCACUGUCUAAAGUUGAAGGUUAUUCAUCUCCUAUAGUUGCAUUAAGAAAAAAAAUGGGUUUAUAUGCAAAUGUUAGACCUGUUAAAUCUGUUGAAGGUAUUGGUAGACCAGUUGAUAUGGUUAUUGUACGUGAAAACACCGAAGAUUUAUAUGUUAAAGAAGAAAAAACAUAUAAAAAAGAAGAUGGUACUAAAGUUGCAGAAGCAAUUAAAAGAAUUUCAGAAACUGCAACUACCAAAAUUGCAAAAAUGGCUUAUGAAAUUGCAUUACAAAGACAAUCAAUUAGAGAAAAUACAAAAACAAAACAAUUGCAUUUGAAACCUUCAGUUACAGUAACUCAUAAAUCAAAUGUUUUAUCACAAUCAGAUGGUUUAUUUAGAGAAACUUGUAAAAAAGUGUAUGAUGUAAAUAUAAAUGAUUAUCAAAAUAUUGAAUAUAAAGAACAAAUUGUUGAUUCAAUGGUUUAUCGUAUGUUUAGAGAACCUGAAAUUUUUGAUGUUGUUGUAGCUCCAAAUUUGUAUGGUGAUAUUUUAAGUGAUGGUGCUGCUGCAUUAGUUGGAAGUUUAGGUUUAGUUCCAUCAGCAAAUGUUGGUGAUAAUUUUGCAAUUGGUGAACCAUGUCAUGGUUCUGCUCCAGAUAUUGAAGGUAAAGGUAUAAGUAAUCCAAUAGCAACAAUUAGAUCAACUGCUUUAAUGUUGGAAUUUAUGGGUUAUCCAGAAGCUGCUGCAAAAAUUUAUGAUGCAGUUGAUGCUAAUUUAUCAGAAAAUAAAAUUAAAACACCAGAUUUAGGUGGUAAUUCAAGUACUCAAGAAGUAAUUGAAGAUAUAAUUAAAAGAUUUUAA
This is a messenger RNA of Insectozyma verbasci, 1119 nucleotides long. NCBI's taxonomy places the organism in Eukaryota, Fungi, Ascomycota, Pichiomycetes, Serinales, Debaryomycetaceae. The record is from the annotation of a GenBank genome assembly.